Messenger RNA from Leptosomus discolor (cuckoo roller), 865 nucleotides. The record is from RefSeq and is a predicted model, not a curated record. NCBI's taxonomy places the organism in Eukaryota, Metazoa, Chordata, Aves, Leptosomiformes, Leptosomidae.
CUGGGAUUAUCUCUCUUCUGGAUGAAGAAGAGCCGCAGCUCAAGGAGUUUGCUCUUCACAAGUUGAAUGCUGUUGUCAAUGACUUCUGGGCAGAAAUCUCUGAGUCGGUGGACAAAAUUGAAGUUCUCUAUGAAGACGAGGGCUUUCGGAGCCGGCAGUUUGCUGCUCUAGUUGCUUCUAAAGUUUUUUACCACCUGGGAGCUUUUGAGGAAUCCCUGAACUAUGCCCUGGGAGCUGGUGACCUCUUCAAUGUCAACGACAACUCGGAAUAUGUGGAGACGAUCAUUGCAAAAUGUAUCGACCACUAUACCAAGCAGUGUGUGGAGAAUGCAGAGCUGCCAGAAGGGGAGAAGAAACCUGUCGAUGAAAGGCUAGAAGGGAUAGUGAACAAAAUGUUCCAGCGGUGCUUGGAUGACCAUAAGUACAAGCAGGCCAUCGGCAUCGCUCUAGAGACACGCAGGCUGGACAUCUUUGAGAAAACCAUCCUUGAAUCGAACGAUGUUCCUGGGAUGCUAGCCUACAGCUUGAAGCUCUGUAUGUCUUUGAUGCAGAACAAACAGUUCCGUAAUAAAGUCUUGAGAGUUCUAGUGAAAAUCUACAUGAAUCUGGAGAAACCAGACUUCAUCAACGUGUGCCAGUGCCUGAUAUUCCUGGAUGACCCCCAGGCUGUGAGUGACAUCUUGGAAAAACUGGUGAAGGAAGAUAAUCUUCUCAUGGCCUACCAAAUUUGCUUUGAUCUGUAUGAAAGUGCUAGCCAGCAGUUCUUGUCUUCUGUGAUCCAGAAUCUCCGCACGGUUGGCACUCCCAUUGCCUCUGUGCCUGGAUCCACCAACACUGGCACCGUCCCUGGAUCGGAGAAAGACAG